This is a messenger RNA of Carlito syrichta (Philippine tarsier), 1829 nucleotides long. It is a transcript of the gene ZNF205, whose product is annotated as zinc finger protein 205. Bases 207 to 1829 code for a protein of 540 amino acids. The transcript has 11 exons. The record is from RefSeq and is a predicted model, not a curated record. NCBI's taxonomy places the organism in Eukaryota, Metazoa, Chordata, Mammalia, Primates, Tarsiidae. Gene Ontology annotation, molecular function: RNA polymerase II cis-regulatory region sequence-specific DNA binding; DNA-binding transcription factor activity. Gene Ontology annotation, biological process: regulation of transcription by RNA polymerase II.
CUGUUGUCCCUAAUCCCAGUCUCCACCCGGCUCCCCCGCCUGCUCGGUAUAGGCUGGCUGUGGAGACUCCCUUCCCCGGGGAGGCGGCCCGGCUGCCGCAGGUGACCCCUUUGCCCCCACCCCGGCUCCUGGCCAGAAGCUGGAGGGGGCUUGGCCAGCCAGGGGGAGAAACAACUCAGUUAUUCUUUCUAGCUCUGAAAUAGAAAAUGUCUGCAGACGAUGGAGGCAUCCUGGCUACCCAGGACAAGGAGAGAGCCCUGGAGGUUCCAGGGCACGGGCAUCCUUGCCAGGAAAUGCUUUCUGGGCUGGAGGAGACGGUACCUGUAGGAGCCGCUCGGGAGUUGCACAUUAAGUCGGAACCAGAAGAGCUACACCCGGAGGGGGCCUCACAGGAGGACGGGGCUCAAGGUGCAUGGGGCUGGGCACCCCUAAGUCAUGGCUCUAAGGAGAAAGCUCUCUUCCUGUCUGGCGGAGCCCUUCCCUCCCACCGGAUCCCUGCACUUUCCCGUGAGGGGAGGACCAGAGACCGACAGAUGGCUGCUGCGCUCCUCACUGCCUGGUCCCAGAUGCCAGUGACCUUUGAGGAUGUGGCUCUGUACCUCUCCCAGGAGGAGUGGGGACGGUUGGACCACACUCAACAGAACUUCUACAGAGAUGUCCUACAGAAGAGAAAUGGGCUGUCCUUGGGGUUUCCCUUCGGCAGGCCUUUCUCCCCCCAAGUGCAGGACAAGGGCGAGGCCGCGGGCUCCAGCGGGCAGACAGGAGACGGGAAGGAGGAGAAGCGGGGUGUGUGUGCAGCCUGCACAGACUGCGGCAAGCGCUUCGGCCGCAGCUCACACCUCAUCCAGCACCAGAUCAUCCACACGGGCGAGAAGCCCUACACCUGUCCCGCCUGCCGCAAGAGCUUCAGCCACCACUCCACGCUGAUCCAGCACCAGCGCAUCCACACCGGCGAGAAGCCCUACGUGUGCGACCGCUGCGCCAAGCGCUUCACGCGCCGCUCGGACCUGGUCACCCACCAGGGCACGCACACCGGCGCCAAGCCGCACAAGUGCCCGGCCUGCGGCAAGUGCUUCACGCAGAGCUCGGCGCUGGUCACGCACCAGCGCACGCACACGGGGGUCAAGCCCUACCCGUGCCCCGAGUGCGGCAAGUGCUUCAGCCAGCGCUCCAACCUCAUCGCCCACAACCGCACGCACACGGGCGAGAAGCCCUACCACUGCCUCGACUGCGGCAAGAGCUUCAGCCACAGCUCGCACCUCACCGCGCACCAGCGCACGCACCGCGGCGUGCGGCCCUAUGCGUGUGCGCUGUGCGGCAAAAGGAGCUCAGAGAGCACAAUAUCCAGGAGAAAAAGUUCCCUUUUUGUAGCAGAGUACAGGUUCCAAGGGCCCUGUGGACGGUGCCUGCAGGCCGCCCUCCUGCAGAUUGCUCCCUGGGCCUCGCUUCUUGGUCACUGGAGAGUCUCACCUGACUGGUUUACCAUCGACCUGCGCUACCAGGAGGACGGCCCCAGGUCCUUGCUGCGGGCGCUCAGGGCUCUGUUGGCGGUGCUGCGGGUCCGGGGCCGAGGCGACCCCUCCCAGCUGGCGACGGCGCCGCUGGCUUCCCGGCCUACCACCGAGAUGUGGAGCCUCCUUGCCGUCCCAGAGAGGACGCGGGUGGAGGGCCAGGGCCACUUCCGGUUUCGCCGGUCCUCGGCCGGCCCCGGUGACUGUCAGUCCGGCUGCCGUGCGAGGGGAGUCCUGCCCCCUGCGCCAGAGCCGGGCGGGACCCAGGAGCCUCCCGCCGGCGCUGUGACACCUGCUGAGGUCCGGAGCAGUGGCUGA